Messenger RNA from Abrus precatorius (Indian licorice), 3094 nucleotides. Its product is annotated as vegetative incompatibility protein HET-E-1-like. Gene Ontology annotation, molecular function: protein binding. The transcript has 7 exons. The coding region runs from base 773 to 2770 and encodes 665 amino acids. The record is from RefSeq and is a predicted model, not a curated record. Lineage: Eukaryota; Viridiplantae; Streptophyta; Magnoliopsida; Fabales; Fabaceae.
CAAAGCAUGAAGGUGUAGAGUGGUUGUUGUUGCAGAGUGCAGAGAACAGUAGCGUCUUGUUUACUGGGCCGCGCCGCUCGUGUUUGUCGCUCGUGCGUGCGCGUCUUGCAGUUGUUGUCUUCAAUCUCGAGGUGACUUAGCUGGUUUGUUUUCUGGGUGACACCACUUUCCUUCCUCCGCCAGUUUCUCUCAUGUCUUGAACCGUGCCACCUCUGUUCUUUGGGUUGGGUUCACUGCACUUGGAUUGGAGGGUCUUGUUUUAUGUGACCCUUGACUUGUUUCUGUGGCCACCAUAACUGGAGGGUCGGUGGUUAUGUUGAAUUUUGGUGAUGUUGCUUGGUUUUCAAGACGGGUGUAGUGUUUCAACUCCAAAGGUCUUGGCUUCUUGUUGUGUUUCUUCUCGGUUGUGGUUUUUAAUUUUGUUAUAUUAUUCUUUAGUGUUAUCGGGGUGUGGGGAAUAAUUUAUUUAUUGUUCUUAUUUUUUUUAAGUAUUGGGAUCCUGGUGAGGGUUUCGAACAUGCAAACAAGUGUUGUCAUUGGUUGUUAUGUGGAGCUGGUGAGUGGUUCCUCGUACUUGGUCCCUGCUUCUGGUGGUGACAUUUUAUAUUCAGUUGAGUUGUGUUCAAUCAGUGAGAGAAACUCGGUCCGUUGAUUUUGGGGUUCAAGUUGGUAUUUAAGGUGGGUUGCAAAGAAGGGAAUUUGGUAGUAAAGGGAAGGGUUGGAAGUGACAAUUUUUUUUUUCAUGUGGGACGUUUGUGUUUGAGUACAAGAUAUGCUGAUCUCUGAUGAAGGAGAUAAUGAUGUGUUUUUUGACUCGUUGGAUUGCUUGUCACCAACCCAAGAGUCUUUUUUGACAGAACAAGAGUUUGGCUAUGAGAUUUGGGUGAAUGAGCCUCUCAGUGUGAAGGAAAGGAGGGAAAGAUUUUUGCUGGGUAUGGGACUGGCUUGUGCUUCUUGUUCUGAUGUUCGUUCUCAAGAGAAGAUGAUGAGUUGUGAUGCCUCAUCAGUGAGUUUGGGACUAGAGAGGAUCAGAGAUUGCAGUGGAGCUAUCUCAAAUGAUUGUAGUUUGCCUGAUCAACAAGUUCCUGAGGAAUUGAUUCUCUCAGGAAGGGAAGCAACUUCGGAAGCACAAGUCUUGUUUGAUGAAUCGAAAGGGUGCUUUGAUGAUAAACCAGAAGGGAAGGUUUAUGAGGUUUCUUGUACAGAUCAAGAGCUCAGACAUGGAUCAGCUGAGGCUCUAGAAGAAUUUCAACAUUUUGAUAUGGGUAAAAAGGAAAAGAAAAGCUGGUGGAAGCACUUUAUAAACAACAGGAAAGGAGACGGAAGGAAAAUCAGAUCAAAAUUCAAUUCAGGGAAGAAUAAAACUUGCAGAGUAAAUGUAAGGCUGAAUAAGAAGAGUUGGAUGGAGUUCAGUGCACUGUAUAUUGGACAAGAGAUUAGAGCGCACAAAGGCCUAAUUUGGACUAUGAAAUUCAGUCCCAAUGGCCAUUAUCUAGCUAGUGGAGGUGAAGAUGGUGUUAUACGCAUAUGGCGUGUGACAUCACUGAGUACAUCUAGUAUUAGCUUCACUGCAGAAGACAGUGCUGUUAGCAGAGCGAAACAUGACAUCUCUUGUUCUCGGAAGAAACCCUCGAGUCAAUCCUUCAUUGCUCUUCCAAAUAAGAUUUCCAACAUUGAGGAAUCGCCCUUGCAAGAAUUUUAUGGUCACUCCAGUGAUGUCUUGGAUUUGGCUUGGUCUAAUUCAGAUACUCUCCUUUCGUCUUCUAUGGAUAAAACUGUUCGCUUGUGGAAAAUUGGUUGCAAUCAAUGUCUAAGAGUUUUCCAUCACAAAGACUACGUCACUUGUAUUCAGUUCAACCCCAUUGACGAAAAUUACUUCAUCAGUGGCUCCAUAGAUGGUAAAGUCCGAAUAUGGGGAAUACAUGAAGAGCGAGUUGUUGACUGGGCAUACGUACGAGAUGUGAUAAGUGCUAUAAGAUACCAACCAGAUGGAAAAGGGUUUGUUGUUGGUUCCCUCACUGGCACUUGCCGAUUUUAUGUUGCCUCAGGCAAACAUUUCCAGCUUGAGGCGCAGAUUCGUGUCAAUGGAAAGAAGAGAACGUCUGGCAACAAGAUUACUGGCAUUCAGUUUUCCCAGAAUAACCACCGAAGAGUUAUGAUUACAUCAGAAGACUCCAAAGUUAGAAUUUUGGAAGGCAAUGAACUUGUUCAAACAUUUAAAGGCCUUCCAAAGUCCGGAAGUCAGAUGUCUGGUUCAUUUACUUCAUGUGGAAAACAUAUAAUUUCAGUUGGAGAGGACUCUCGCGUUUAUAUUUGGAACUUCAAUGACUUGGGAAGUGCUUCUUCCAAACAAACGAAGUCCAAGUAUUCUUGUGAGUACUUUUGCUCUGAGGGGGUUACUGUUGCAAUGCCUUGGUCUGGCAUGAGUGCAGAACAAAGGAGCUCUGGCAAUGAUUUUGCUCAUUGUUCUUCAGAAAUGCAACACCAAUUAGAGGGUGCUCAUGGGCUUAGGGAGUCGGAACGGUUUUCUUUCGGUAGUUGGUUCUCCAUUGAUGGCACAUGCCGAGGUUCUAUGACGUGGCCUGAGGAGAAGCUUCCAAGCUGGGAUUUACCUCUUGCAGAAGUUGAAUUUGAUCACCAUCAACUAUGUAACAAAGAUCCUUGUCAUGACAAAUGUGUAUCAGAAACAUGGGGACUAUCAAUUGUGACUGCUGGUUGUGAUGGAACCAUCAAGACAUUCCACAACUUUGGAUUGCCCAUUAGGCUUUAGGACACUGUCAUGGCUUUGUUGGUGCAGAAUAACAUGGUAACUUACUCACAUUCAAGGGGCUCUUUGGUUUUGUCUUUCCAUAUGAGUGCUUUUGCCAGUUAUCUAGGUUGGUUUUACUUGGUGAAAUGUGGGCAUUCACAAAGGAGUUUCUGGGCCUUGAACUCCUAGCAGAAAAUUGAGGCAUGGAGUUAGAUGCUUAUCUGAGCUAUGUCAUGUCAAGCCUUCUUGACAUGUUUCACGAAUUGGUACUACACUUUAAGUAUGUUACUCAUUUAAAAUGGUCUGCUUGUAGUGUCAGGCCCCAGGACUCCUGAUCCUUUUUGU